This is a messenger RNA of Equus quagga, 1210 nucleotides long. RefSeq names its product bone morphogenetic protein 15 (gene BMP15). The coding region runs from base 22 to 1206 and encodes 394 amino acids. Gene Ontology annotation, biological process: BMP signaling pathway; SMAD protein signal transduction. Gene Ontology annotation, cellular component: extracellular region. Lineage: Eukaryota; Metazoa; Chordata; Mammalia; Perissodactyla; Equidae. The transcript has 2 exons. The record is from RefSeq and is a predicted model, not a curated record. Gene Ontology annotation, molecular function: growth factor activity; cytokine activity.
CUGAACACUAAGCCCUUCAAGAUGGUCCUCCUCAGCAUCCUUAGAAUCCUUCUUUGGGGACUGGUGCUUUUUAGGGAACACAGGGUCCAAAUGGCAAAGGUAGGGCAGCCCUCUAUUGCCCUCCCAGCUGAGGUCCCUACCUUGCCCCUGAUUUUGGAGCUGCUAGAAGAAGCACCUGCCAAGCAGCAGGGGAAGCCACAGGUCCUAGGGCAUCCCUUGCGGUACAUGCUGGAGUUGUACCAGCGUUCAGCUGAUGCACAUGGACAUCCUAGAGAGAACCGCACCAUUGGCGCCACCAUGGUGAGGCUGGUGAAGCCCUUGACCAAUGUAGCAAGGCCUCUCAGAGGCCCCUGGCAUAUACAGACCCUGGACUUUCCUCUGAGAUCCAACCGGGUAAAAUACCAACUAGUCAGAGCCACUGUGGUUUACCGCCAUCAACUUCACCUAUCUCACUUCAACCUCUCCUGCCAUGUGGAGCCCUGGGUCCAGAAGAGCCCAACCAACCAGUUUCCCUCUUCAGGGAGAGUUUCCUCAAAGCCUUCCCUGCUGUCCAAAGUGUGGACAGAGAUGGAUAUCACACAACACAUUCGGCAAAGGCUCUGGAAUCACAAAGGGCGCAGGGUUCUACGACUCCGCUUCGUGUGUCAGCAGCCAAAAGAUAGCGAGGUUCUUGAGCUCCGGUGGCAUGGCACUUCAUCUUUGGACACUGUCUUUUUGUUGCUGUAUUUCAAUGACACUCACAAAAGUGGUCAGAAGACCAAACUUCUCCCCAGAGGCUUGGAGGAAUUUAUGGAAAGGGACGCUUCUCUUCUCUUGCGGAGGGUUCGGCAAGCAGGCAGUAUGGGGUCUGAGGUUCUUGGCCCCUCCCGCGAGCGUGAAGGGCCUGAAAGUAACCAGUGUUCCCUCCAUCCUUUCCAAGUCAGUUUCCACCAGUUGGGCUGGGAUCACUGGAUCAUUGCUCCCCAUCUCUAUACCCCAAACUACUGUAAGGGAGCCUGCCCUCGGGUACUACGCUAUGGUCUCAAUUCUCCCAAUCACGCCAUCAUCCAGAGCCUUGUCAAUGAGCUGGUAGACCAGAGUGUCCCUCCGCCCUCCUGUGUCCCUUACAAGUAUGUUCCCAUUAGCCUCCUUCUGAUCGAGGCAAAUGGGAGUAUCUUGUACAAGGAGUAUGAGAAUAUGAUUGCCCAGUCCUGUACCUGCAGGUGACAGC